Molecule: messenger RNA, 2466 nt
Organism: Triplophysa rosa
Lineage: Eukaryota; Metazoa; Chordata; Actinopteri; Cypriniformes; Nemacheilidae
Gene: cdhr5b
Product: cadherin-related family member 5b
Exons: 17
Coding region: 1-2289 (762 amino acids)
Biological process (GO): cell morphogenesis; calcium-dependent cell-cell adhesion; homophilic cell-cell adhesion
Cellular component (GO): catenin complex; membrane; adherens junction
Molecular function (GO): calcium ion binding; cadherin binding
Source: RefSeq, a predicted model, not a curated record
AUGUCGUUUCUCACUGGUCUGAUGAAGGCGUCCGUCCUUGCCGUCUUACUCCUGCAGUGGACAACCAGUCAUCCGGUUCUGGGCAGAUACCUUGAAGAAGAAGACAGCAUCACCAGAACGGACAGCUUCUCUCCCAUCGAGCUGUUUCCCAGGGAUGAGGCAGAUAUGACUGUUGAUCUGAGAAGCGGUUCCAGGAGAUCUUGGCUUCAGGCGAGGCAGCUGGGCGACAUCGAGUUCACAAACAGAUACGCCGAUCUUCUCAAAUCCAAAGCUAAAGUCACCUCCAUGUGUUCCUUCCUGAAACGAAUGCAGAACAGCAAGAAAAGCAAAUUCAGCGAAGGUCAAAACCUCUGCUCAGUUGAGGAAACCAUCAUCUUUUUCCCCGAAAACAACACCGUUGAAGCUGUAGUCACUUCACUGACAGCAGACGCGGGGGUCACAGCCAACAUCAUUAAAGAGGUCCCAGCAGGUCUCUUCAGCAUCAACGGCCUCAAUGUCAUCGCCAUCACUGUACUGGACUUUGAGACAUUUGACACAAUGUAUCCCUAUGAAGUGGACAUCGAGUGUACCAAAGAUGGUUUCAGCCCUACAACACUGAAUCUGAGAAUAAUAGUGCAAAACAUCAACGAUAACGCUCCUGUAUUUGAUCUCAGCGAGUACACACUAAAUGUCAAUGAGCUACUAAAAGAGGACACGAGCAUUGGACAAUUCAAAGCGACUGAUGCUGAUGAAGGCGAUCAGAUUUUCUAUCGGCUGGAUCCUCCUGAGGGAGAUUUUGGCCUAGCAGAUGUUUUCAAUCCUAACAUUCUGGUGAAGAAACUUCUGGAUUAUGACAAAGUAAAAAAAGUCACCAUGACUCUUUAUGCACAGGACACACCGUUGUCCUCUACACCGACAGUGUCCCACACCGGCUCCACAACCAUAACGGUCAAUAUCGUAGACGUGGACAAUCGGCCGCCGUGGUUCCAACCCUGUACAGAAUCUCAGAUCGGUAACAGCACAGUGUGCAUCAGCUCUGGCUACACAGGGACGGUCAACUUAACCCAACAAGCGGUAGGUCCUUUGUCCUUGAUGCCAGGUCCGGUCAGAGCCACCGAUGGUGACAAAGGGAUAAACGAACCUAUUGGUUACAGAUUCCUUGAAGAAAAUGAAAUAUUUGAAAUCAACCCUGACAGUGGCGACAUCACGAUGAAGAAACCCGUCGACGUUGCAGGUCCGAUCGUUCUUAUGGUCAUGGCAUUUCAGAAGCAGAACGGUGAUCAGUACGCCACUAACACGGUCAUCUUGAGGGUGGUGUCGGGCAGUAAACACCCUCCCAAAUUUGUGAAACCCAAUUACGAAGGGUUUAUCUCAGAGGACGCAGGUGUGGACAGUCUGGUGCUGGAGAGCAAAACGUCCAACAGACCCCUCCGAGUUCAAGCUACAGAUGAGGACUUUGCUAAUGGGGUGAAUCCUGACAUUAGAUUUGAGGUCAUCGGCGGGACUGACUUCGACAUUACUCCUGAAGGUUUCAUCCUCAUGGUACAGGAGGUUUCCAUAGGAAGUGUGAAUUUACAAAUGAGGGUGGUUGACACGACCAAUGAUGAAUCCAGCACCACCUCUCUCACAGUUGAGGUCACUCCAGAAGACAACCGGUUGCGUGUAGGAGGGUACAGAGCGGAGGAUAUGGCCGCUGUAGGUGCCAGUUUGGCUGUGGUCAUCGUUCUCUGUCUGGUUGGCAUCGGACUGCUGGCGCAUCACGUCAAGAGCCAUAACUCAGACUGGAAGAAACUUUCUGAGGCCAGCGUCUUCAGAAGCAACCUGGGUGGGGGUUCAGGAGGUCCUAAGGAGGGUGUGCAGUACUCUAACGAGGGCUUCCAGCAUGAUGGGGAUCCUGGAAGCGUGAGCUCCGGGCUUGCCGCAGACCUGGAUAUGAAACUGGAGUCCGGGGCGAGGUCUUCGCCGGAGCAGAUGCUCAAAACCGCCUCCGUUCCACAGACGAGAGCCGCACCUGACUCCAGCAGCCUGGCCAGCGCAGAUAUCGAGAAAGAGGUCAAACCCAUCUUGACCAAAGAGCGAAGGGCAGAGGAGGGCUACAAAGCCGUCUGGUUUAAAGAAGACAUCGACCCCAACACUAAAGAGGAAGUGGUCAUCAUUCCUGACACGGGUGAACCGGCAGAUCAUGAUGAAGAUGAUGAUGAUGAAGAUGAUGAGGAACAUAUGAAAACAGAUAUGGAUGAAGAGGCUGCGGGAAGAUUUACUAGAGAUUCAGACUCAGAGGAUGAAGAAGGGUUGACGUCAGAUUUGUAGACUUCUGAUUGGACGAGAGGAGCAAUCCCAGAAGUCUCUUUGGAAGAUGAAGCGGCGCUUGAAUCCAGAGGAAUUGUUGCGUGGCACAAGAUGUUGUGACUGUAAUGGAGAUAAAACAAAGUUAAUGUAAAGAAACUGUGGAGCUUUCCUUGUGUUAUACUACAUGACUAUUGUAGG